AUGGCUGUCGAACAAGAACCUAUAAGUUAUGAAGAUGCGGUGGCGGGUUCCGAGCAACGGUUGUACGACGAAGGAUUCUAUAAUCUAGACCAGGAGGUGUAUGUGAAGAAAGUUGCGAACCGAUAUGGACUAAGCGAAGCGAAGGGAUCCAAGCUGCCGUUGGAUGUUGGUUACUACCAAAGUCGCAAAGAUAGUAAAAGUUUGCCGGACAACAAGCGCUACCAUAGCUUAGUUGGGGCGCUGUUGUACGUUUCUGUGAACGCUCGUCCGGACAUUUCAGCUGGUGUUGCAUUCUUGGGAAGGUGCGUGUGCAAUCCGCUAGAAGUUGAUUGGGCAGAGCUGAAACGCGUUGUUAAAUACCUGUUGAGUACAAGUCACUACAAGCUGAAAUUGUCGUUAAACAGAGCGAAACCUUUCAUUCUAAUCGGAUACUGUGAUUCAGAUUGGGCUAGCAAUAGCUCAGACCGAAAAUCAAAUACAGGGUACAUCUACCAAAUCGGGUAUGCGACGGUAUGCUGGGCUAGCCGAAAACAAGCGAAAGUUUCCCUAUCGAGCAUGGAAGCUGAAUACAUCGCGCUGUCUGAAGCUAGCAAGGAGGUUGUUUGGUUGCGGCGGCUGUUAGCGAAAAUGGAUGCAAAACAACCUGAUGCGACUAUUAUCUACGAGGACAAUUAUUAUACCAGUUGCAUCAGUUUCGUAGAAGUCGAGCGCCAAUCGAGAUUGUCCAAGCACAUCGACACGAGAAUGCCUUACACAAUGGAUUUGGUUAAAAGGGUGUUAUCUCGUUGA
Molecule: messenger RNA, 789 nt
Organism: Armigeres subalbatus
Lineage: Eukaryota; Metazoa; Arthropoda; Insecta; Diptera; Culicidae
Exons: 2
Coding region: 1-789 (262 amino acids)
Source: RefSeq, a predicted model, not a curated record